Molecule: messenger RNA, 1389 nt
Organism: Fusarium oxysporum Fo47
Lineage: Eukaryota; Fungi; Ascomycota; Sordariomycetes; Hypocreales; Nectriaceae
Exons: 4
Coding region: 1-1389 (462 amino acids)
Source: RefSeq, a predicted model, not a curated record
AUGCCGUUGACGAGGCCAAGACGCCAAAGACGAGGCACUGCACUACGCGGAGUCGGAGUGGCUGCGUGGCGUGUCGCGAGAAGCAUAUCCGGUGUGAUGAGAAACGCCCUUCGUGUCUUUCAAGCUGGGUACGGUUUCGGCCCCUUUCCCAGGAACCCAGACGAUUGGUCAGCCCCUGCUCCAGAUUUUGACAUGGACAACCCAGAUCUUCUACAGAAUACCUUGCUGGUUUCCGGAAUCCAUUAUGCUCGGAACAAAGGCGAUCUCGCUUUAUUUGAGCCCACGUUUCUUUUCCAUAAGAUCCAAUGCAUACGACAGGUCAACCUUUGGCUUGGAAGCGGGCCAGACAAAAACCUGCAGACAAAGUGUGCGCGAUACAUUAGCACGCUUGCCAUCACAGAGGCCUGUCUGGGAGACUUUGAAGCUGCUGAGUCUCACCUCAAUGGCCUUGUGGUCUACCUUGACUCCAAACGACUGCAAACAGACCAAGACGCAAGAGGUCAGGUGGAAGAUGAGUUGACCAGUCGUUAUUUAAUUCUGGCCAAAAAUGUUCUUCAUAGCACGGCAAGUCGCGUCAGGGACUUGAUUGCAAAUUACUGUGUCGCUAGAGGUAUCAAAGAGCCUUUGAAAGUUACAGAGUACGGCUUAAUGAAGCACAAACCACAUCUGCAUGAUACAAGCGGCACUAUAUCCUGCCUGAAAGCCACGAGGAUGUUGCCAUUCUUCUUCGGCUUCCUCCCCACUGAAAGAAUGCCCAAGGAUGUUGACAUGCACAUGACAGUCAAAGUCCUGCGAGAUCUAACGCGACGCGCUGAUCCAAGACACACAAACAGGUCUGCAUAUACCAACUGGAAAAUUUGGCAUAGCGGUGACACGCCGAGGCUUCUCUUCGCGUUGGUGGAUUCCCACAUAGAAUCGUUUUCCGACAAGCUCCAGCUGCCGCCUCAAGGCCGACAAACGUUCAUAUCAUCAUGGUCCAGUUUCUGCGUGACCAUGGGCAUGUAUCUUACCAAUGUUGUCGAACUCUGGAACCAUGGCCUACCAAUUGAACGUCGAUUGCACUACUACACUAUACGAGUCUUGGAAGACGAUAUUCGGAAUGGUUACGAGACAUUGGAACACAUGGACCAGGAGACACGUUAUACAUGGUUCUGGAAAGCCUUCGUUGGAUCGUUGACCGUGGCCCAGGCUCAAUCGGCUGACUAUGACGAGCGGCUUGAUGGCAUGUUCGACAAGUUUUCCAAGUACAUCAAAGCGUUCACGCGGGUUGAAAAGAUGUCAUCGUGGGACGAAGCAAAAAAGAUCUUGGUAACUGUGGUGUGGCCAAUGGAGUGUACGCAGGACGAGAUAUGCACAAAGGUAUGGGCCAGAUUGCUUGCCAAGCACUGA